This is a messenger RNA of Sebastes umbrosus (honeycomb rockfish), 5382 nucleotides long. RefSeq names its product myocardin (gene myocd). Gene Ontology annotation, biological process: cardiac muscle cell differentiation; smooth muscle cell differentiation. NCBI's taxonomy places the organism in Eukaryota, Metazoa, Chordata, Actinopteri, Perciformes, Sebastidae. The record is from RefSeq and is a predicted model, not a curated record.
CCGAGCACUGUCCAGCCUCCGGGGCUGUGGCAGGCGGGGCUUAGAGGAAACCCUGAGCCGGGUAGCCCCUCCCAGAGCAGGGCAUAUCUCUGUGCUGUCCCUGGCCCUGCUCACAGUUCUCAGCUAGAUGGGACCAAAGCUUCACUGGCCUGCAGACUCCCACACUCCCACAUCAGCCCCCCGGGGGAGAGAGAGAGAGAGCAGAGAAGAAGAGACAGGAAGGGAAAGCAGCACACCACAGAGAGAGCAGAAGAGUGUGCACACUGGCUCAGAGAGAUACCACAAGACAGCCAGUGUGUGUGUGUUUUUUCUUCCUCUACUUUCCCGUAGAGCUGUUGAUGAGGCCGGCUGGGUCCAUCCAUCUCUUCUCAGUGUGGUGUCAGGAAGUGCCCAGGGGGGGGUCCGAGUGUGUGUGACUUUAUUUUGCAAUUUUUGAACACUGGAACUGUACUGUAAGCAUUAUGACUCUUCUGGGCUCUGAACACUCCAUACUGAUACGAAGCAAGUUUAGAUCAGUCCUACAGUUAAGACUUCAGCAGAGGAGGACACGAGAGCAGCUGGCAGACCAAGGCAUCAUGCCUCUGAACCAUGGUAAGUUCCCUAAGCAGGAGGACUCGUAUGCGUUUGAGGAGGACAGCAGCAGUGAGAGUCUGUCUCCGGAGCAGCACCACAGUGAUGAGUCGCAGGGCUCGGCCUGCCCUUCAUCGGAGGCUGUCGGCAGUACGCCCUCCUCCUCCUCCUCACUGCCCUCACAGCCCACGGCAGGGAGGAGCAACACCGAGACCCGCCCGAUCAGGGCCAGGAUGAAGCACUGUCUUGGUGCCCACAACAGCCAGGCUACUCCCCAAUACCUGGUCCUGCUAUUGUCAAGGUCAUCCAAGAUUCAGACAAAGAACCGACACAAGAAGCCCAAAGAUGUGAAGCCGAAGGUGAAGAAGCUCAAGUACCACCAGUACAUUCCUCCGGACCAGAACGAGAAGUCUCCUCCGCCCAUGGCCUCGGCCUACGCCCGACUCCUCCAGCAGCAGCAGCUCUUCCUGCAGCUGCAGAUCCUCAGCCAGCAGAAGCACGCUCACACACAUCCACAGCUGCAGCAGCACACACACACACACACUCACAGACACUAGGCCCAGGCCCAGGCCCAGCAGCGGCAGCCCUCCUUCAGCUACCAGCCUCACCCACGACCCAGAGCCACAAAAGGAGCCAGUGAGCAGCUGUCAGCUGUAGCUUCCAGUAGUCCACCAGCCAAGCCAACAGUAAACUCCUCCUCCCCAGUCAAGAACACAGAUGCCAACCAAAGCACCAUCUCACCGGUCAAGCCUGGGCCUUUGCCAGCUAAUCUGGAUGACCUGAAAGUCUCAGAGCUCAGGCAGCACCUGCGUAUUCGUGGCAUGCCCGUCUCCGGGACCAAGACGGCCCUCAUCGAGCGACUCCGGCCCUUCAAGGACUCCAACACCGGCUCCUCGCCCUCUGGCUCCUCUGACAUCACCACGGUGACCUUCCCUGUCACGCCCACAGGAUCCCUGUCCUCCUACCAGUCCCCGUCCUCCUCCAGCGCCCUGUCCCAGGGAGGCUACUACCCUUACCCCAGCACCUCCUCCACCCCUCCCAUCUCUCCCGCCUCCUCAGAGCUGUCCCUCAGCGGCUCUCUCCCCGACAGCUUCAGCGACGUGCCCAUGUCCUCGCCGACGCAGUUCGCCCUGCAGCCGUCUCCGGCCCAGCUCGGCAUGGAGGACGGCCUGGGCGGGGGAGGACAGAGGACGGGGGAGGAUGGUGAGGAAGCUGAAAAAGAUAAGAUGCUGGUGGAGAAGCAGAAGGUGAUUGAGGAGCUGACGUGGAAGCUGCACCAGGAGCAGAGACAGGUUGAAGAGCUGAGGAUGCAGCUCCACAAGAGGAAACGCUGCUAUGGAGCCACACAGGACCCCGCCCAUCCUCCAUCUCACUCCUCCAUGCACCACCAGCAGCCUCCAGCCAUGAUGGGGAGCACUUUCUUUGGGGUGACUAUCAAGCAGGAGCCCAUGUCUCUGUCCUCCAGCUGCCCUCUGUCCUCUCCUAAACAGCUGAAGAGCUCUGCCGGCAGCUGCAUGGAGGAUAUGGGACCCCUCUCCAAUAUGGGGGGCCCCGGCGGGCCACAAUGUAUGGACAUCUCCGCCAGACACUCCACAAUGUCUGCCUUCCUCAGUCCACAGUGCUCCCCACAAGACUCCCCCAUCGGAAAGCCUUCUAGUAGCCCCCAGCCUUCGUCUCCUAAUAACCCCUACCUGCUAUCACCUCCGCUGGAAGAGAUGGGCUGCGGUCACCCCCACCCACACCCUCACCCUCACCCCCACCCCCAGGCCAAUAACAGAGCACGCAACAUGCAGAUGCAACAGAAGAACGGUGGCCAGGCUGCUAACUGUUCUAUCUUCUGACCAAAGAGGCCUUCCCAGGGAGUCUUUCCCAACUCCACUGACGCGCACAGUGGCUCAGCCAAGCCUGACAACCACACUAUGCAACCAAAGAUGUCAGUAGUGCCCUCUCCUCGGCAUGUUGGCCUAAAGUGCCAGGUCUCUCCCCCUGCCUUCAGUAGCUCAGAUUCAGAUGCAUCAGACUUAAGACAGCCCCCAUGCUAUGAGGAUGCAGUCAAGCAGCAACUGACCAGAAGUCAGCAGAUGGACGAACUUUUGGAUGUGCUCAUAGAGAGUGGAGAGAUGCCAGCUAACGCCAGAGAAGAGAGGGAGAGGGCCUCUGUAACCAAAGUUGUGCCUCACAUUACUGUGUCCUCAGGGUGUCCCGGCCUCCUCAUCCCGAGGUUCCACAGACACUACGAACACCUGUCCCCCACCCAGCUCCCUUACAACCACGCGGCCAAUCACGUCACCGAGAGCCACCUGGAGAAUUUGCUGGGAGGUCCGAUUGGCCGGGCGGGGGAGGUGGCCCUUCUUAAAAUGGCUGCAGAGGAUGGGGGUCAAGAAGAUGAAGGGAACAGAGACGGCGAAGGGUACGGCAGUCCCCACAACCACCACCGCCAACCUCAUCAUUCCCAACAGGACAAACUUCUGACCAACAGAGAUCUGAUGGACACCCCUCUGUCACCCAUCAGCACCAAGGUGUCCGCCGUCUCCGAGGUGCAGGGGAUGGUCAGCAUGACUUUCAGCGAGACGCCGUGGGAGACGAUGGAGUGGCUGGACCUGACGCCGCCCAGCUCGGCCACGGCCUUCAGUAUCGCUCCACCCAGCGGGCCCAGCAUCUUCAACACGGAGUUCCUGGAUGUCACAGACAUUAACUUGAACUCUGCCAUGGACCUUCACCUGGAGCACUGGUGAGAGCAACAUGCCGUCAAACACAAGACACCAGCUAGCGAGUAGCUGUACGGACCGCUGAUAUCAGCUAUGACCAUACCAAAGAACUAUCGACUUGUACCCUCAACGGCUUCAAUCCAAGCGCCAGAAUGUGCCUCUUGAUAUACUAGAGUGGGAGGUGACAUUAAGUAGACCAUUAGCCUACAUUCAAAGAUUGACGGCUAUGUCAGAAGUUGAACUACAGAAUUAUAUAUUGAUGUACUCUCUCCACUUCCACUGUUGUCAUCAUACCCUUACAUACUUUUUGACAUGAUCUUUGUCCUUUUUGGACAACGAUGCGCACAACUGCCAAAUAAGUAUGACAGUGAAGGAUGAAAUGAAGGAUAUCCUAGAUAAUGGAUUACCUGAUUACAGUGCUUUAUACCAAACACUUCAUGAAAUAUCAGUGUUACGCCACCUAGACUUGAAGACACAUCUUGACAAUCAUUGUAUAUUUUCUGAGUCUAUGUUUGUAUUACUGGAAAAAAAAAAAAAUCGAAAGGAAUUACAAGGUGAAUUGGAUUGCUGAGUGCGGCCAUUUUGUAAAUAUCUGAACUAUCUGUACUGACGGAGACAAGUCUGCAUAUUUUGUCGGUGGUGUUGGGAGACGACACAAACCACAAAUCAAGUGUAUUAUGAAAUCAGUUCAUCGGAUCAUGUAAAUAUGACAGUUAUCUCACUGUGCACCUCUCGCUGAAUACACAUUUGUCACAGUUUGCUUGAGCUUAGAAUACGUGUGUAGAAAUGGUUGUCAUUCCUUUGAAGGACCUUUAUUUUCACUAUUUGGCGUAUUUAUCCACAGAAUGACAUUAUGGAGAGAAACGAAUGUCUUUGAAAAACCUUUGGUCUUAUCGGUUUUAAUCGGCAGACAGACUUUGCCUUAUCUGCAACAUUAUUACAAUCUUUUUUAUACCCGUUUCCCUUUUACAAUGUAUUACUGUAUUUGCUAUUCCCUGAAAGUCGUUGACAGAUAUUAAUAUAGAAAGCUCCAACAUAAGUCAACAACAUCAGUUUAUCAGACAAAUGUUAAUGAAAAGUACAACUUCAUCUCUAUUUUUUCUUACUAAGUAGUUUUUUGUCCUUACAAAUUUCACCCUUUCUAUUCCCAGGCCACAGUUAUUUAUUUUGUGUUUUUUAUAUUUAUACUUUAUCCUGUAUUUAUACUGACAUUCCUUUCUGAUAGAUUGGGGCUCUUUGAUUUAACAGGAAAAGUCCAGUGCUGCCAUUUUGACCACGAACAUUUCUUAGUAAAUCAAUUCUCUUAAAAAUGUGACACAAAGUGAAGGAACCACUUGGAAAAGCUAUGCUUUCUUAAAUCACUUCUCUUUAAAGAAUCCUAUGAAAUGUCCAUUAUUAGCACUUGUGAAUAGGAAAAUGUAAUAUAUUCAGAUCCUUACUGUGAAUACUGCAUAUUAACACAGCAUACACAUGUACCAGAGCCGGCCUAUACACACAGUAGUUACACCAAUGAGAGAAUUUCACACCCAAAACACCUCCAAGGUUUUUAGUUUGGGUCAGAAAUAGUCUUUUUUUGACACAUGUAAAAACUUAAAGGGAGGAGUACGAUGAGUAGACGGAUGCCUUUGAGAUCCAUCUUCUCAUCUAAUUAUCUUCUCUUCUAAUUAUCGGCAAGAAAGCAAAUAAUUAUACUUCCCAGAAUGUCAAACUUUUACUUUUAUAUUUCCAAUACAUUUCUUGCUUUUACAUUUCUGUCUGUAAACAUGUGUCUCACUGUGUGUUCUGUUUAGACCAAAUAUUGCUUAUUUCCUGUUACUUAUGAAGUGUUGCACUUGUGAAAUUGGUUCUAUGAUUCCAUGUCGGCUAGGAACGCCCAUCUCCAAUAUAUACGACAAAGCUGAUAUUCUUCACUUCCUGUCCUCUGUUGUAAGAAUAUCUACGGUUGGCUUCAUUUUACAAUCAUUUUCCCUUUUCAGGAAAACAAACAUCCCAUCUGACAGAAGCUUCCAUGUUGCUUGGCCACUGACUUGCUUUACUAUUAGUAUUUGCCUGCAUCCCUGUAUACUAAAGAAAGAAGAGCAAUAAACUUAUCACAGCAAAAUCA